AUGUUUUUCUCUUCAGACCUUACAACGGCCAAAUCACAAAGUGUUAUAAAGUCUCAGCUGGAAAAAGAAAUGUAAGUAGUGCUUAAAAAUUUUACUUUGAUUUUUUUUCAGUAACUUUACUGGUGUUAUGGUUCAAAGUUUUGCGUUUGUGGAUACAUUUUUGAGCUGUGACCAUUCAAAUGAAAACUGUUGAGUGGUACUUUCUUGAGAAAUUGUUUUCUAUGCUUUGUAUAUGGUGGACCUAACAAUUCCGAUUAGACGGUCUUUCUCUAACCACUGGAUUUACAACUCGGAUCAUUUGAAACCAAUUCAUAAUGUCUGCGGCAGUUGUUUAAACUCAUUUUGGUCUUGUAAGUGUACUCGAUUACAACUGAGAAAUGCCUUUUAAAAUGCGGUAUGCUAAAACGUCUGUGAAUUUGGGGCGAGGGGAACUAAAAAGUAGUCGGUUGCUUCGUUUUAUCAAACAGUGUCUUGUAUUAGUUCCAGUUGAGUGUAUACUUUUUAAAAUCCAUUCUUGUGAUUAUGUUUCUAGUAACACUCUCCGAGUCACUCGAGCCGCUGCCCUGCAAGGUCAAGAUGGCGGCUCAACCACUACCGCUGGGUAUGUCGGGAAGAAAGGCAAGGAUUUUGAGUUUGGUCACGUGUUACCCAUCCAGGUGGAGUUCGCCGAGUGUAGUGCCAAAGGACAAGCGGAGGGAGAGGCUGAUUUAGAUGCAGUGGAAAAAUGGCUUGAAAAGAUUGCUUGA
Messenger RNA from Porites evermanni, 746 nucleotides. The record is from the annotation of a GenBank genome assembly. Lineage: Eukaryota; Metazoa; Cnidaria; Anthozoa; Scleractinia; Poritidae.